Messenger RNA from Oldenlandia corymbosa var. corymbosa, 4453 nucleotides. NCBI's taxonomy places the organism in Eukaryota, Viridiplantae, Streptophyta, Magnoliopsida, Gentianales, Rubiaceae. The record is from the annotation of a GenBank genome assembly.
UUGGAGUGCAUCAAAUUUAAGGUAGAAAUUUUUUUGUCACCUUUUGUUUUCUUUUGUUUUCUUUGAUUUGAUUCAUGUGAAGUUUCUUUUACCAUACGAGUUUACGUCUCCGUUUCAGUUGUUUAGCUAGCUUUUAUAUCUGCUCUUAGUCAUGGGGUUUUUGUGGAAACGAGUCUAAUUAUGACUGUUCUACUUCCGCUGUGAAGGUGCGUGGAGAAAUAAUUGUUUGUCCUUGGUGCAAUUAAAUGAGACUGGGGAGUUUAUGACGAAUUUUUUAUGAAGCGGGAAAGUGUUUUCUUAUAGUCUACGGUUGUUAUCGGGUUCAUGGAGGAUGUAAUGAUUGGGCCGAAAGGCGUAAUCAAGAAGCGUGAAUUUGUAAGGAUUAUCGUUCAGUGUCUGUCUUCUUUAGGAUACGGGAAAUCUGCUGAGUGUUUGGAAUCGGAAUCUGGUGUCUCGUACAGAUCUCCAGAUUUUGAGUCGCUGGAAUCUCAGAUUAUCAAUGCGAAAUGGGACGAUUGUAUUGACAGUCUUAACAAAAUUAAAUUCUCAAGUGAUGAAACAAGAGAUUCGGCGUUAUUCCUGGUGUUCAAGCAGUGCUUGUUGGAGUGUUUAAGUGAUGGAAAUGGUGCUGUAGCCUUGGAAAUUUUAAGGAAGCAGGUCGCUGGGUUGCGGCUUGGUGAAGAGAAGGUCCACAAUCUUGCUUUGAGUUUACUUUCUCUGACGGAUUUGGGAUCAAGUAAGAUUGAUGAUGGAAUUGUUCAAGAGUUACGGAAGAAGCUUCUCAUUGAAUUGGAAAAUUUGCUUCCGCCACCAAUAACUGUUUCAGAAAGAAGAUUGGAGCACCUGGUUGAAAGGGCUGUCGUUGCCCAGAUUGAUAACUGCUUUUAUCAUACAUCAGAUUCCAUAUCAUUGUAUGAGGAUCACAAGUGCAGCCGGGAUAAUUUUCCUACCAAGACCAUUCAGAUCUUGACGGAUCAUAAGAAUGAAGUUUGGUUUGUUCAGUUUUCCAAUAGUGGGGAAUACCUUGCCUCUUCAUCACGCGACUGCACAGCAAUCAUAUGGAAGGUUCUAGAUACUGGCAAAGUAACGCAAAGACAUGUGCUAAAAAGCCACAAAAACCCUGUGUCAUUCGUGGCAUGGAGUCCUGACGAUACAAUGUUGCUAACCUGUGGAAACAUGGAGUUGCUGAAACUCUGGGAUGUCGAAACAGGUAUAUGCAAGCACACAUAUGGCAAUGAUGGUUUCAUUGUCAGUUCAUGUGCUUGGUUUCCUGAUUCUAAGCGGCUCGUCUGUGGCAGUUCGGAUCCUGAAAAGGGCAUCUAUAUGUGGGAUGUGGAUGGUAACGAGAUAAAAGCUUGGAAAGGGGUACGCAUGCCGAAAGUUUCAGACAUUGCUGUCACACCUGAUGGAGAACAUCUUAUCAGCAUAUUCGCAGACAAAGAAAUUCACAUAUUAGAUUUGCAAACUAACACUGAGCGUGUUAUCUCAGCCGACCAUUCAAUCACAUCUCUUUCAGUUUCUGGAGAUAGCAAGCUCUUUAUUGUCAACCUUAAUAGUCAACAGAUUCAUAUGUGGGAUGUUGCGGGCAAGUGGCCAAAACCACGUAAGUACAAGGGCCACAAGCAGCAUAUGUAUGUGAUUCGCUCUUGCUUUGGUGGAUUGAAUUGCUCGUUUGUUGCCAGUGGUAGCGAAGAUUCAAAGGUCUUCAUUUGGCACCGACAGAGUUACUCUCCAAUCGAGAUCCUUUCCGGUCACCUGAUGACUGUGAAUUGCGUGAGCUGGAAUCCUAAGAGACCUCAAAUGUUGGCUUCUGCAAGUGACGAUCAGACUAUCCGAAUAUGGGGCCCAAGUUGUUUAUACUAGAUUUAACCUUGAAACCCUGUAAGUAAUAUUUUGAAAAACAGGUACAUUUUGAAUGUGUACGCAACAGUUUAGUUCUUGAGUGAUUCGUGGAUAUUCGAGGAUGUAGAAUUAGAACAAAAUGAACUUGAAAUGUCAUGUGGAUAUAUGAGAUCGUAGUAACACGAAGUAGAACCCAUGGAUUCACUGUGUAUGCAGGAGAUCGAUCAGUUGAAAUUGGUGAAUAUCUUUUGUUACAUUGAAAAGCACAUUUGAUAUGGAAAAUUCAAAAUUGUUCUUUUUUUUUUCUCCCUUUUUUUACUUUGUAUAUGGUACCCUCGUGUGCUUUAUUUUCACGUUUUCUUUGAGACUGGUCAAGGGCUUUGCUGAUGGGGAUCUACCUGGAGCCUGGCCAGUUAGAAUAAAAAGGUUGUAUAGUGAAAAUUUCACAGAAUAGCUUAUUCUGAAAGGGUUGUGCUCUCUUACUUUCCAGGAUGAACAGAGAAAUGUAACCGCACACCAUACAAAAAUGAAAGUCAUUUUCUAAGUUACAGCACCUAAUUUGAUAAUGAAAAGGAGCCUUUAAGCAAAACCCUUCCUCAGAAGAACUAGAAAUGAUUCAAAUGCAGUAGUACGCGGCAAUUCAAUUUCCCAGUUCAAACAACUGCGACCUUAUUUGCUCAUCCAGCUUAAAACCUGCCAUCUCUGCUUCUAGCCAGACCUCCUUACACUUGGCUAUCCUCCCGGAUUCGAUAUACAUUUGGAUUAUACACAUGUAUAUAUCAAAAGUUGGAGUGAAACCUGCCUCCUUGAGUUUUGAAAAGUAGCGUGCUCCCCUCUGGAGAUCAUUCAAACCCAUAAAGAGUUUCAUUACAACCCGAUAAGCUGGAAGAUCAAAAAGGCAUUUUGCAGCCUCCAUUUCCCAUACAAUAGCCAAUGCCUCCCUGUAUCUCUUCUCGGUAUAACGACUAUGAAUCAUGGUAGUGUACAUGACUACACUUGGGACAUGCCCGGACCUCUUAAACCAAUCAUAAAGUCCCUCUACAAUUUCAAACUUUCCAAACCUUACACAAACUUUCAUGAUUGCGGUACAAUCUUGGCGAUUUAGAUUGAGAUCCUCUCUUCCUGCAAGUUCUUCAAGCAAGCUUGUAACUAGAAAUUCUCUGUCUGGAUUUUUCCCGAGCUUAAGAAUCAACUUGGCAUACACUUCUGAAUCCACUAAUCUAUUACUUGCCCUAGCAGCAGAAAGGAGCUUCCAGGCAAUCUUCAGACUUCCACCUUUGAUAAAGCCCUUCACUAUGGCCUCAUAGACACUCUGACUCACCAUGUUCAAAAACCUAUGAUCCUUGUGCAACAUGAAAGGCAUUUUCAACUCGUGCGAUCUGGCCAACACCUCGACAGUUGAAGCAAGAAUUCGAUCAUCUGGAUACAAAUGUGGCUGCUUUUGAGCCCAGCAGAAAACAAGUAAAGCUCUUUCUGGAAGUCCCAUAUGCCCCAGCUCGCGGAUUGUCAUAGACAAAGAACCUUUACGAAGAAACCGAGCCCAUUUAUCUAGAACUAAAGACACAUUUUUCUCCUCCAGAGGGAGAGCUUUGAUCUCCUUAGCUAAACCAACCAAAAAAGAAGGAUUCUUGUACACUUGAUUUGACAAAGAUUGCCUUGCAGGGGCAACUAAUUUUCUAGAAACCACUUUCUGAGUUGGGAAACCUAUAGGGUUCUUCUUGUAAGGAAGUGGAAGCGGCAAAGGCCUUCUCCUCUCCAAACUUCCAGGCUUCUGAGGAACCCUCCCCUUGAAAAGUGAUGAGAUUGCUUCAAUCUCAUCCUGUUCCCAUACAAUUCCUCCAUUCCCUUCAUCAUUUUCUUCUCCUUCUUCAAAGAGCUUGUCAUCAACAUUGUCCUCAUCCUCAUCAAAAGCCAGACUAUCAAAACUGUCAUCAUCUCGUAUGAUGUCAUCAGCAAAAGGGCUAGACACCAAGCUAAGACCAUUCAGGCAGGAGUCAGGGGGAAGCUUGGUUCGUCGUGGAUAACGCAGAUUCUUGGGAGGUUUUCUAUGAUAAACUUUGGUGUCCUUACAACAGUGAAACUGUCCCUUCAAAACCAAGCUUCUCCCAGAGCUGCUAGUGUAACUGCUACAAAGGACAGGCAUUGUGUAGAAAAACACAUGAAACCCCUGUAACUAGCUGGGUCAGAAUCUGGGCAAAUUGGCAGUAAACCAAACCGAGCACCUUGAUUCCACGCGGGUUCCCAUUUUAUCCUGAUGAUCUUCUCUGGAACAUUUUGCCGAACACCUUACGUUCCCUUUUGGACGCCGGACUGUCAGAACUAACAACGCUUUAAAAUUACUCGUGAAUUUUAGAUAAUAGGAGCAAGGAGUUCAGGAAAAAAUUAUGCAAUAACGACAAAGCCAAUAAAGGGCCCAGACUAAGCCAGCCUCUUCCUCUAAUUGUUGGUUUAGACUUUAGAGAAGUCAAUGUUUAAAUUUUUCAAAUAGAUUCUUGAUUCGGGUCUAGUUUACAACUUUAUACUCUGCAAUGAAAACUGACAAUGAGCGUGCUUGUGUGUGAACAUGAAAAUUUUAAGGUGAAGAAUGAAAUUUGUUGAUUACACAACCACA